Messenger RNA from Cydia amplana, 748 nucleotides. Its product is annotated as calexcitin-2-like. Bases 80 to 631 code for a protein of 183 amino acids. Gene Ontology annotation, molecular function: calcium ion binding. NCBI's taxonomy places the organism in Eukaryota, Metazoa, Arthropoda, Insecta, Lepidoptera, Tortricidae. The record is from RefSeq and is a predicted model, not a curated record. The transcript has a single exon.
AAAGUAUAAAAGGAUCUACCGUGACUUGUUACUCAUUGUGCCUAUUUCACUUCACACAUCUUUCUUUUAAAACAUCAAGAUGGUGUCAGACUUCAGGAAAAAGAAGCUCCUUCACGUCUUCACUGCGUUCUUCGAUACCAACGGUAGCGGCAGCAUCGAUAAGAAGGAUUUCGAGCUAGCAAUUGAGAAGAUUUCCACGCUUCGUGGCUGGAAGGCAGGCGAUACCAAGUACAAGGAGACUCAGGAAACUUUAUUAAAGAUCUGGGACGGUCUGCAGAGCCGCGCUGAUGCUGACAACGACGGACAAGUCUCAUUCGACGAGUGGGUGACCAUGUGGGAUGACUUCGCCAAGAAUCCUGGAUCCCCUCUCGAGUGGCAGAACCUUUACGCCAAAUUCAUUUUCCAACUGGAAGACGCUAGUAACGAUGGAUCCAUCGACAGUGAGGAGUUCUCUUCAGUAUACGUCUCCUUCGGUUUGAAUAAGGCCGAGUCAGUGGAAGCCUUCAAGAAGAUGUCCAAAGGCAAAUCUAAUGUGUCCUGGGAUGAGUUCCAGGGCUUGUGGAAGGAAUACUUCGCGUCGGAGGACAAGAACGCCGCUGGUAACUUUAUCUUCGGCAAAACUAGCUUCUGAUCUGACAAUUUUAUUUAUUUGUGUGAAUAGUGAUGGAUCUGUUUGAUAUUUUGUAUGGAGCUGUGCUAAGAACUUGACUGACAUAAUUAUACGUACUGUAUUAAAUAUUUGUUGUUG